CACGCAAAUAUCUCAUCACUUCGUCUGCUCCAAUCGUCCUUACCCAUGUAACUGGGUAGCCAACUUGGCUGAAAGGUUGUUCAAUUGACUUUUGGUAGCAUGUAGUAUACACAUGCCGCAACAGCACAAAGGCAGACGUCUUGUUUCCUCGGCGCAUAAUGACAGAGCUAUUUUGGUCUGGCGUGCCGAGAGGCAGCCGUUACAGAAGUGAAAGACGUACGAUAUACACCAUUACAUGUAAAUAGCCGGGACAAGCCUUGCUUGUGCCAAACCAACUGCUAAAGCACAGCCCUCUUGCCUGCUUUGCAAACACCAACGCGUGUCAUUAGAUGCACUCUUCCGUUGCAAAGGUGGCAUGGCUUGAUUCACCAGUUGACGCAGGUACCCCGUUGACUGUUGUCGUUGCUGUCUCCCAUUAGUUCGUAUUUGCCAGCGACCCUAGUACACGGCAUCCAUCAAAGCGAAACAUGUCCGCGGUGAUUUGUCAGGUAACGUAGUUAGAAGAAAUCCUCUAUCUCUCAUGGUUCUACUCGUUUGAUCUCAGGGAAGAUUUUCAGAUAUCACAGGUUCCAAAUAUUCACUCGCCGGUAAUCGUCGACGGCGGCGGCGCCCAAAAAAAGACGUACUCUUCUUGCGAUUUGUCAAGAGUCCUACCGUUGCGCUCACCCACCCGCCACCAGAGCCCCAGAGUGGAUACAGCGACAUGGGCGACCCGCGUAGAGUGGCAGCUGCUCACGAUUCUCCACGCUGCGAGUCGUGGAGGUCCGACGAUCGGUACCUAAUUCACCUUGACCCGGCUUGAAGAUUGACAGGCCAGACAACUUGAAGCGAAAACAAGAAAUGCAUGUCGUCAUGAGAUGGGAUAGCACAUAAACAUACGGAUCACGGCACAAUGCACCUCACUUGCGCUGACAGAGCCCAUCAGACGGAGAAAUUUGACAAGACGGAUAUCGCGGCCCCGUACGUUGAGCCUUUUCCUCUUGCCGACGAUUCCGCUAGUUCCCUCUAGACCGUGUAAUCGCUCAGCAAACUUCUUACACUGCCCCCAACUAUUAAUACCUACAAUGUGGGCAAAAGAGGGAAAAAUGGUGAUGCGGAGAAUCAUCCUGCCGGUCUUGGCCACCGGGCUCAGCUGCGAAUGCCCCACGAAGACUUUGGAAUCCGCGGGGUCAGCCAACGACCAAGUACCUGAACAAAAACUACAGACGUCCUUCCUCCUACGGUAGAAUGCAGCAGUUGCGGCGCCUUGCGCCACCACAUGCUAACCGGCGCCAUGGCUAUCCGUCGUUCUUGUUCUUUGGGGCCUCGCAUCGAAAAGCGGUGCACCGGCAGCAGAGGCAAAGAUAGAACGGCGAGUUCCUUGAAUGGCUGCGUCGCAAUUUAUUACCCGGGCAGGUGUAGACGCGGCUUUGGGUCUUCGGGGGCAUAGCAUAGUCGAAACUUUGACCUAGCGCAAUGCCACGUUUUACGCCAAUGGGCCAAUGGGCCACUGAGCUACAUAGUAACGGUUUGACGGUGUUUGGAGCUCGGAUAGAUGAGCGCGCGGUGCGGAGACAAAGUCUCUCGGGAGUAGCAGACCAGGCUGUGGUGGUUUGGAGUUGAGGGGGUGGGUGGAUGGCAGCCAAUGUCUUGCAAGCAGUGGCAUCCAGGUGAAACUGAUGAUGUCCUCCUCCUGCUUCUUCUGCUUCUUUUCUCGGCAGUCGGACGCCAUGGGAGUUUGUUGUCACCCUGCUAGCAAAGCAGACUGACCUGGGUGCUGUUCCCGUGGCAUGGGCUGUGUCGUGAAUCUGUGGCCAUCUCGCCCAUAAUCGUCCGCCUAGUCUGCUUUCGUUCAGGUCAUGAAUGGCUUGGCUGCUGCUUCUGGGCGCCAUGUCGACCGGGGUGUAGGGUCUUGGGCGUCUUAACUGGUGGUGGCUCAGCAAGGGUAAAGCUUGUCAUGGGCCAGCGGAUGCGACACUGUGCGCCUUCGCUCUCUGCACUGUGGGUUAGCGCCGAUGACAGCGCAGGCGACGGGAAUGACAGUUUGCUAGCCACACGAAUUUAAUUUUUGCAAUAAAAGAUACAUUUCAUGUUUAAUUCCAUUGUGCAGUCAAGUAUCUUGUUAUUUCAAUAGACUUCAUCUUGUACACCCUCUGUAAGUCACUGUGAGAGGAGAAUGGAUUACCAAUCGCCUCACAAAAUGUCUUCUAUUUAUAAACAACUCUGCACUGUACAACAGGAGUGUCGUGCAAUUGUGAAACUUGGUGUGUUUGCCGCUCCAAGACAGGCACAUGGGCAAAAUUUGAGACACGUAAGGAAACACAAUAGAAGCAGGGAGAAAAAAUAAUUUCCUGGCUUCGUCACCAUUCAGAGAAGCAUAAAAAAUUAUGGCACUGGACAAGGGCAUAUGGGAAAUUUCGUUGCCGAUAUGCGCGAUUGCCCAGCCUCCCCGCCUCCCACUUGUAGUGCUACUCUUGCGGGUAUAUCUACACGCAAAGAGACAACACCCGUGGCCCUAUCUCGCCGGUGCGGGGAUACCUUCUGCAGAAUGAGCUUAGUGCGCUUUGUAAUGAUACCUGAGCCGGGAGGUACUAUCUAUGUUAGCCCAGCACUUGAUAGCGCAGCCAAGAGAAAGAGGCUUGGGGAUUAGAGUUUGUGAAGCUGUCAAGCUAAUGGGUUGAGGCGGAUGGCGCAACGGGCACGUGUGCCCUAUCGUCUGGGUGAAUGUGAAAAUGUACCCAUCAUUCGGAAGUGACGGAGAACAGUUACCAUUGCUGCAAAAGAGUCAAUUCAGUCAGUCUGUCGCAGACGAGUCGAUGUUUGUAGCGUUGCAGUCGGGUACCGCAGAGGUAAACGCUAAGCCAGCUUAGUUAGUUCGCAUCUGUGGUUGAUGGAGGGGGGUCAGUCACUUGUACCGCCAUACUUGGCAUAUACGUAUCAGUCUAUAGUACUGUGUGCAGUACAAUACUGAAUGCGGGCGCUGUAAAUUCUCCGUUUGCCAAGUGGUUAUCAAACCUUCUAGGCUUCGUCCCUUGUCUACUGCGGCCGACUGUCUGCACGCAUUACGCAGACAUCGCCGCCUGUCCCCCUCAUACUAUAAACUCAUCGUUUCUUUUUUGUCCACUUCCUGUAGUCCGCAGCCAUCUCACGAGUGCAUUAAAUCCCGAGCCGGGCAACACCACAUCAUGCAAUCACACCCUUCCCGCCGCUGCCGCACCACCUUGCAACCGUUUUUAACCUGCUCCGGCGAUAGCGUGCCCCCCAUCAACAUGCCCGUGCUGCACCGAUCGACCCCACCUCUACCACGCCAGCCAACCCACCCACCUGCGCCGUAGCCACGGCUGACCUCAACCGCAAAACCGGCACAGCCAGCAACAGAAGCAGUAAGCAGCCGAGCUCUCAUCUCAAUAGCGCAUCAUGGCUCCUACAGUACUUCCCGAAUCGGGAAAUCCUUUAACCUUUUUCGACAUCACGCUUGGAGGAGAACCUCUUGGCCGCAUCACAUUUGAACUCUUCAAAGAUGUAACACCCAAGACAGCCGAAAAUUUCCGCCAGUUCUGCACUGGCGAGACCAAAGACUCAGCUGGCCGUCCUCAGGGCUACAAGGGCUCCAAGUUCCAUCGAAUUAUUCCCAAUUUUAUGUGUCAGGGAGGCGACUUCUUGCAGGGCGAUGGCACUGGCUCUACCUGUAUCUACGGACUCAAGGCUUUUGAAGAUGAAAACUUCAAGCUGAAGCAUGAGCAACCUGGAUUGCUCUCCAUGGCCAACGCCGGCCCCAACACCAACGGCUGCCAGUUCUUCAUUACCACAGUUCCCACUCCCUUCUUAGACAACAAACAUGUUGUCUUUGGCAAAGUUGUUGACGGUAUGGACGUGGUGAAGAAGAUGGAGGCAACCAAGACUGGCUACCGUGGCAAGGAUGUGCCCAACAUGGAUGUGGUUAUUGCCCAGUGUGGUGAAAUGUAAAACAAAAGGGGAGACAUGAGACGCAAAAUACAUAUAGUUAACGACAAUACUUUAAAUGAGAAACUAUAUACCCCAUCCAUCGCAGCCACCAAACGAGUGCCGUUGACCUUGUUGGAAGAUGAAAAAUGGGCACAGUAUAUACUCUAAAAUAACACAAAAGAAGGAGAUACUAGACUAUAAAACAGGAAAUAAAUCGUGUAUAGUUAAGCAUGAUAAACAGAACUUAACAGUGGGGUAUGCAUGCAUGUGCUGUUACUUCCAGAGCACCCUUACAAUGCACGAGCAAUCCUCCAGCGACGGCGACGAACAGCUGUGGGAACCGGAGCAAUGUAGACGCCACCUGAAGCAGCAGGAAGUUCGUCAUUUACACUUGUAGUGGGUGAAGCUGGUUGGGAGGUUUGGCUUGUCAGCUGCGGAGGUUGAUACCCAUUGGUAGGCUGUGACUGUAUGUGGGACGUGACUGUCUCACGCAGUAUGGACGUGUCCGCCGGCAUAGAGAGAUAAACGGUCUCUGUUUUCGUAACGGCAGGGGGAGCAACGGUGACAGUCUUUGUAACAGUAAUAGGGCUUUGUGUGGCGCCAAUUGGUGCAUCUGUUGGGGCUGUCGAAGCCGACGAUUCCACUGGGUUGUUGUCACCGUUCGAGGGAUUCUUUGCAGCACCGUUGGCGUCAAUGUUGACUUGGUAGUUGCUUUUCAUUUGGCUCUCAAUAGCCAUAGAAUAUAUGUUCUGUUUUGCAACAAAUGACUGACCAGCAGCCUUGAGCUUCGAGCCACUAAGAGCAGGCGACGUGAUCUUGAUGUCGAUGGUGCUGGCAUAGCUUUCAUUGCGUGCAAUAGCAGCCAUGGUGAACCCGUGAGGAUCUUUUUCUCCCCUCAUAAAGGUUCCAGCCCAUGGGUAAAUGCCGUUCUUUGUAGCGUCCAUGUUGAUUGCCUUUGCGUUGAGAUCGGGCCAAUCCCAGUACCAGUAGAUGGUGUAGAUUGAUCCAGGUGCGAGGUCCGAUGGCAGCUUCACAUCUGAUUGGCAGAUAAGCUCUCGACCAUGCUGAGCACCGUCACUAGCAAGCUUCUGGGCACGAGACGUACUAAUCUGCCCGCUGUUUGGCUGAUAGCAAUUGCCGUCAUCGUAGUUGCGAGUGGCAAGCAACACGCCCCGUUUGUCGCCGCCGGUGCCAUCCCUGUUCCAGCGAAGAUGAACAUCAAACAGUUUCUCUUGAGCGUUAGGUUUGGAUGUACCAUAGAAGAAAAUGGUACCGCGGUUAUGCGGUUUCAGAGGCUGGUUCUGAGGGAGCGAGGUGUGGCCGUUCUCCAUGUGAAGGAUAGCAAUAUGAUCGCCAGCGCUGGCCUGCAGCAUCGGCUGGGAAGGGUUCGCCUGAAAUGGAUACUUGUUGAGAAUCUCAUCUCCGCUGUACGCUGAUUGGCCUGAGAGAGGUAGCAACCACUGUGGUAUCUUGUCGCCCCAGCCAGCCGUGGUUCGAGGAACCCAGCCUCGAGCAUAGCCCAAAGGGCCAACCAUGGUGCCAUUUGGGGCAAUCUUUUGUACUUGUUCUACCCAUGAAUGAGCAGAAGUAGAGCUGGUGAGUGCCAGCACUCCUGCCAGGGUGAAAGUCGAUUUCAUUGUGGAGAAGAAAUGGUGUGGUUGGAGUGUGUCGUCGAUUCGUUUGAAAAGAUCAGUGUAUAUUUCGAUGUUGAGAAAUUCAAUUUUAAGCAGUUCUUUGUAGUUUUAGUUUUUUGGAAGAGCUUGUGGUCGCGUAUUCAAUUAAAGAAGCGCUGUUGAAGUGUAAGUGAAGUGAGGGUGAGUAGUGGAUAAGCGUGGAUCCAGGUGAUGAAAGCUGAGUUGUAUUCGAGUUUGUACUAUUCGAGUUUAGGAUUCGACAUAAGAGUAGAGGUGGAAGAGGAUUGAAGAUUUGGUCCGAAGGAAAAAGGAAGAACCAAGAGUCGACGAACAGGAGUCGAGGCCGAGCCAAGACGGGACACGGCACCAACAGGCACCAGGGAACAGAGUGAUGACGAGGAUGAAAGAAAGAAAAAUUCUCUCAGAGAGACCGUAAGAACUAUCUUUGGAAUCCUUCGCUAAGAAACACUGGGCGGCUGUACUGUUCUACAGCAGAACAUGUGGUCUGUGGCGGCCCAUGGCACAGGAGAGGAACUACAGGCGACCGGCAGGCCAUCUUGAAACGUCGCCGGCCAUGCAAGGUAGUGAAAGAACGAAGAACAAUGGCCGAGAACACCCUCGUAUUCUGUUCGUCCAUUGUUCUUCUGGGCGGCUAUUCCCGCACAACCAACCCUUUG
[Torrubiella] hemipterigena is the source of this 6235-nucleotide messenger RNA. NCBI's taxonomy places the organism in Eukaryota, Fungi, Ascomycota, Sordariomycetes, Hypocreales, Clavicipitaceae. The record is from the annotation of a GenBank genome assembly.